CUUAGCUGGUGCGGCCGCCCUGGUACCUACACACGCGUGUAUCUCCAGUACUUGUGCGCAGUUUUUCGCGAGGCCGUCCAACUUCGAAAACCGGACAGGCCGCGAUUCCCUUUACAUGGAAAAGAGUGCCACUAGUGAGGUCUCCAUCACGAAGGUCCCCGUCAAGAAGGAGAAUCUCAAUGACGACAUUAAGGAAUUCGCAGAAACAGCCAUGAACGAGCUACUGGGAUGGUACGGCUACGAAAACACCAGAGAUGAUCUUAAAGGUAUUAGGAGCUGCAGAUCACAUUCUGGAAGCAACAGUUCAGGACAGGGAUCUCCCAAAUUCACAGAAGGAUGUGGAUGGUGUGGAAAAUCCGUCGAUGAAAACACCGGCUUGACAUCGGGUUCUGCCACAUUUUGUUCCGAAAUGUGUUUCUCUCAAUCCAGAAGAGCAACGUUUAAGAAGAAUAAAACUUGUGAUUGGUGCAGACACGUGAGGCAUACGGUGUCCUACGUCGACUUUCAGGACGGCGCGUCUCAGCUCCAGUUCUGCUCCGACAAAUGUCUGAAUCAGUACAAAAUGCACAUCUUCUGCCGAGAGACCAGGGCCCACCUGGAGCUGCACCCCCACAUGCACGCAGAAGAAUCCGCAAGCGUCACCCUGAUAACCCCCGACUUGUGGAUGAAAAACUGCAAAUCUCCCGAACUACGAACACCCUCGCCCGCCAUAUCGCCGAAACCCCCAGAGAAACCACCCCAGACCUCGCCCCUGCCACUCAUCUCCGUCACGCACCCCUCCAAGCUGAUGUCCCUCUCCGAGUCACCGGAGAGCAAGAGGCAUCGGUUGAAAGUCCAGAAAAAGACGAGGAAACGGUUACCCUCCACCAUCACCUGUAACAGCUUCCCCAAAGCGCCCCCGAACGACGCGCCUCAAGACCUUAGAGUGAGGCACACCCCCACGGAUUUCGAGAAGAGGAUUAGCGUUGAAGAACCACCGAAAACUCUUCCUAAGGAAAAGUGCCUGGAACCCCAGUUCAGGCCAAACGAAAGACUACCAAAUCCACAGUAUUUCAGUCCCAAUCAACAACCUCCACCAACCCUCCACCCUUUGCGAAAACAACUGGAUGCCAUUCUUCCUCCACCUACCAUCAUCGUUCCGUAUCCCAUCAUCUUACCGCUGCCCAUACCCAUACCAAUUCCCAUUCCAAUUCCGAACCUGCUGAAGAAGGAAAACGCGGUUAAGGAGAUUGAGAGGAAAGACAUGGGUGUACAGACUGACGAGUCCCGAGAGGAAGUGGGGAAGGAUUCUAUAAGCAAUGAAGUCGUAGACGUGGUGGGUUUUGAUGGGAAGGAGGAAGAAGAGGAAGAGGGGAUGAAGAAAGUAGGCAGGCCGUUGAGGAAGAGGAAGAGGUGCGAGCCCAAAGCAAGGGUUAUAAUCAAGACGAGGAAGGUCAUAUCAGCUUCUUCAAACUGAGGACUGGUUGCAGGACCUUCUAUAGAAAUUUGUCACUAU
Molecule: messenger RNA, 1495 nt
Organism: Anoplophora glabripennis (Asian longhorned beetle)
Lineage: Eukaryota; Metazoa; Arthropoda; Insecta; Coleoptera; Cerambycidae
Gene: Sobp
Product: sine oculis-binding protein homolog
Exons: 4
Coding region: 116-1456 (446 amino acids)
Biological process (GO): animal organ development
Cellular component (GO): nucleus
Source: RefSeq, a predicted model, not a curated record